This is a messenger RNA of Coregonus clupeaformis (lake whitefish), 4252 nucleotides long. Its product is annotated as phospholipid phosphatase-related protein type 5-like. Gene Ontology annotation, biological process: signal transduction; phospholipid dephosphorylation; phospholipid metabolic process. The record is from RefSeq and is a predicted model, not a curated record. Gene Ontology annotation, molecular function: phosphatidate phosphatase activity. Lineage: Eukaryota; Metazoa; Chordata; Actinopteri; Salmoniformes; Salmonidae. The coding region runs from base 596 to 1645 and encodes 349 amino acids. The transcript has 8 exons.
CAGAGAGAGAGAGGGAGGACAGAGAGAGAGAGGGAGGACAGAGAGAGAGAGGGAGGGAAGGAAACAAGCUUUGAAUACAAAUUAGCUUCUCUCUAGUGGCACAGAUACCACACAUCCCUCUCUCUCUCUUACUCACACACGGAUACACAAUCUUCCAUACACACUCCCUCAUGAUCUGUAUUGGAAGACAGCGCAGCACAUGCGGUAAUUCCCGCCACUUAAUUGAUUAGCCCAGGCUGCUUAUUUGAAGUGGCUAAUUAGAGAGGGAGUGUGUCAAGUGUGUGAGGAGGGCUGGGGAGUCGCUGGCGUGCUUUAUCUCCGUGUGUGUGAGUGUCUGUCUGAGGAGCUCCGGUACCACGCUUCACUCUGGAGCAGGAGGACGAGAGGACAGAGUGAGUAAGGACGGAGGAGAGAAGAAGAGAAGAGAUAAAGAGGCAGCUGGGUGGGGAGAUUUUCACAGCACUUUCCCUCAUCUGACAUGGCCUCCGCAUAGGAAUCUGGUGCCACGGCAACAGAGGAGCUAAGCAGCAACGAGGUGUCUAAGGUGUGAGGAGAGAUAGAGCUGGAGAGAGGGCAGGAGAGAGAGAACGAGAGAAUGAUGGCGGCAGAGGAGGAGAAGCCAGGUUUGAAGAGCAGCAGCUCCAUCGUUCCCUGCUUCUUGUUUGUUGAGCUGGUGAUCAUGGCAGGGACGGUUCUCCUGGCGUACUACUUUGAGUACACAGACACGUUCCCCGUUCACAUCCAGGGUUUCUUCUGCUACGACAAGACGUUCUCCAAGCCCUACCCCGGCCCGGAUGAAACCAGCAAGAUACCACCACUGCUGGUCUACUCCCUGGUUACAGGCAUCCCCUGCUUCACGAUCCUGGUAGGGGAACUGGUGGCAUUCUUUCUGAAGGCUGAGGGGACGCAAGAGAAGACCAUAGUGACAGCAGACUGCUGCUACUUCAACCCCCUGCUGCGACGCAUCGUCCGCUUCCUAGGAGUGUUCUCCUUCGGCCUGUUCACCACCACCAUCUUUGCCAAUGCCGGUCAGGUGGUGACAGGAAACCAGACGCCUCACUUCCUGUCUGCCUGCCGGCCUAACUACACGGCCCUGGGGUGCACAUCCAACAUGCAGUACAUCACCCAGCCCCGCGCCUGCACUGGGAACCCCCUGGUAGUGGCUUCCGCACGCAAAUCCUUCCCCUCCAAGGACGCAGCCCUCAGUGUCUACUCUGCAGUCUACACUGUGAUGUAUGUGACGCUAGUGUUCCGGACCAAAGGCACUCGGCUGACCAAGCCUACGGUCAGCCUGACCCUGCUAUGCCUGGCCAUGCUGGUGGGAGUGGUCAAGGUGGCAGAGUACCGCAACCACUGGGCCGAUGUCCUGGCCGGCUUCUUCACUGGAGGAGCCAUCGCUGUGUUUCUAGUGACGUGUGUGAUCAACAACUUCCAGCAGACGAGGCCCCCUCCCCCUCCCCCGCGGCCCCAGCGCCCUGAGUCAGUGCUUGGCAUGCCCAUGGUGGCUCUGCCCUGUGUGGAGAGUCCACUCGAAAAACUCCGAGGGGAUCUCCUUUCACAGAGAUCACAUGACCAUCAGCCGUAUCGGUUCCCCGCCACCCCAGAUGUCCUCAUUCCGUCUCGCUCCAUUUCCAGCGAAGUCUAGACCAGCCACACGAACAUGAACACUCACACGAACACCACUGCGCCGCCCACCCGGCAGGUCGCUACUCCACCCUCUACAGAUCCUACUCCACGCAGGUCUAGACUUUCAAAACACACACGCACACAAACACAGCACACGUAGCAUACUCAGACCUCUACAAACCUCCCCCUAACCUUGUCCAAGCCCAAACCCCUGGGGAACCGAGAGGUGAGCUCUCAAAGUGAGACUCACAAAGACUUAACAGCUAUCCAGCUGAACAUUCAGUACAGUGUCAGGUACAGGAAUGCCUCUUUCAUUUUGUUGUUUCCAGAGGCUUCUUUUUUUAAUGUGCUUCAUUGUGUGAAGUACACAUUUCACUGAUAUCACAAGGUGAUGUUUCAUCUUCUACGUGCUUGUAAGGUGAAACUGUCAGAAUUCAUCAAGCUGUAUUCAUUUGAGAACUGUGUUCUUUUGUGUUUUCAACUGUCUGUUGAAGAUGUCCACCCAGGCAAUGCAGCCAGUCAUCCUGAAACACUUCAGUUAUUUGUGUCUCUGUGCACUUUUAAGAUGAAUCUAAACAACCGCUCAAUGAACACUCUCGGUUGGAUGUAGGGCUCAUUUUCAGUAUCCUAGAAUGAGCCAAUCAUCAAAUAACUGCACCAGUCAACAAACUCAAGUGAACAAAUGUUUAUGGACCUAUCACUUUCUGUAGCAACUUUAGUACUUAAUUACUGUACCUUCAAAAUACAGCAUAGAGACAACACACACAGAUCAGGAUCCUGGUCGGUCUACAUACACAGCAUUAGCUCUCUGGCAGACCUCUCUCCAGCUCUGCAUGACAUUACCCAGAUCAGAUUCUGUUCAUAUCGCUGAGAAGAAGACAAGACAACAACAAACAGGAUGAAAGUGCAGACACAGUUUAUUUUUCUCAGCUUUCGACUGGUUGCAGCUGCAGCAAGUCAACAUGAAAUAGAUACAGAUUUGGUAAGACCGGAUGAGACGCAUUUUGAAAUACAUCACAAGUGACAGGACAUGAGCUUUGUACAGUACAACAUUUUUAUUUUGCACUCAAUGUAUCUGGACAGGGAACCUUGGUUACCAAAGCUUUGUCAUUGUGAUGUCACCAAAAGAUUUGUUUACUCACACAUCACUUUUGUCUGGAAUGGAACGGAUCACAUCGGCAUGGAACGGAACACCACACUGGAAAACCAAGAUUCCCUGUCUCUGUGCUGUAGAGAGAUAUUAUUUACAAUGGACUUUGCCUAUUCAUGUGAUUAUGUGAUUUAUUUAUGAUGAGAUUAUUCAUAGAUGUAUUUAUUUGAUAUGUGUAUAUAUGGUGUGGUUGCCACAGAAAACAGUUUUGCUGAUUUUGAUUUGCACAGCCCUCACUCAUAUCUCACCCUCCACUCUCCACUCUCUCCCACUGGCAUAUAUUUUUCUACUGCUGUUUGGUUGUCUUCUUUGUGUUGUAUCCUGACUAUACCGUCACUGGGCUGUGUAAUGUUUCCCUCUGUUGGACAACACACAUACUCACACAUGAAAACGCUCAUACGAAAACACACAUUUAAUACUGACAAACUGACCAAAAUACACACACUUUUGGACGUGCAUACAACAUACACAUACUCACCCUACCAAACAAACACACACAUACACACUCACUUACCUCUCCUAAUCUCUAGCCUAUACCUCCCAUCUUUUCCACUUUCUUACACUUAAACCUGUUUGUAUGGUUUUGUAAAUAGUUAUUUUUUGUAAUGAGAACGUGAUUUUUACAGACACCCCACUGCACUCCUUACAUUAAGUUGUUAUAGAGAAACGGGAACAUUUGUCGUAUCAACUGUAUUACUAAAGACAAAAGUGUAUGUAAAGGUCCUUGUCCACUCUAAAUCAGGCCUGGAUCAGACCUGUCCUCAUCCCAAACUGGCAGCCAUUCUGCAUCAAACCAGCUGCCCUCCCGGACCAAGGUUGGAGUCAACAGAAGAUGGCCCGUGGUGUUAUGCUAACAUUAGAAACCCCCCAUGGUUUAGUUUCUCUUGUAAUAGUUCACCUGCCAGCCCAUACUGUAUACACCACAGUCAGUAAACUAGGAGGAAGUGCACUGUAUACUAUCACAGUAUUGAGGGGGUCUGUCACAGUAUUGAGGGGGUCUGUUGCUUUUACAUUUAAGUCAUUUAGCAGAUGCUCUUAUCCAGAGCGACUUACAGGAGCAAUUAAGGUUAAGUGUCUUGCUCUAGGGCACAUCGACAGAUUUUUCACCUCGUCGUCUCGGGGAUUCAAAACAGUGACCUUUCGGCUACUGGCCCAACGCUCUUAAAUGCUAGGCCAAAACUAACGGGAGCUACAAAAAACUACACAGAUGGCUUGAUUAGGUUUGGGUCCGAAUGUGUGUUCCUUGGAGCACAGACAAUACAUCUGUAGUUUAAUUUAGUUAUAUUUUAUUGGCUAAAAGAUUUUUUUUAAUAAGACGAUGAACAAUGCAGUAACAUGUACAAAAAUUUGUUCUUUGGAGGUGAUCUGAGUUUUAACACUUCAUUUCAUCUUGUUACAACGUACCCUCUGUUUUGUAAAGAUUUGUCUGAUGAGAACAAUAAAUGGAUAUUGCAAUAAAAAGGAUGCUGAGUGUUA